AUGUUAGCUACGCUGAGCAGGAACCUCGGUGCGCUGGGCCCUGCGGCCAAACAGGCACGUCCGUUUGACUUUGAGGAAGGAGACGUGUACAUGUCGUCUCAUGAGCAUCGCUUCCGCAUGUUCAGCUCUGUGGAGUACGAUGGGCAGCUUUACAUGACUCCUCAAAACUUCAUCGAGUCGGUCACCAUGAGCGAACCCAAAAACAAGAGGCCCUGGAGGUCCCUGGCCAAACAGGAGCUGGAGAAGAUUUUGGUAGAAACUCCCCCAGUAUGGAGAGGAUCCUCCAAACUGUUCCGCAACCUGAGAGAACAAGGUGUCUCUAAUCCGGGGUUGAAACCAUGCUGUCCUUCCUUACAGCCAAACAACCUGCUGAAAAAUCUAAAAAUAAAUAUCCUCUCUUUUUCUCCUCUUGUUCUCUUCUCUUCAUUGAAUAUGGAAACAGAAUAA
Notothenia coriiceps (black rockcod) is the source of this 447-nucleotide messenger RNA. RefSeq names its product calcium uptake protein 3, mitochondrial-like. Gene Ontology annotation, biological process: calcium import into the mitochondrion; mitochondrial calcium ion homeostasis. The transcript has 5 exons. NCBI's taxonomy places the organism in Eukaryota, Metazoa, Chordata, Actinopteri, Perciformes, Nototheniidae. The coding region runs from base 1 to 447 and encodes 148 amino acids. Gene Ontology annotation, molecular function: calcium ion binding. Gene Ontology annotation, cellular component: uniplex complex. The record is from RefSeq and is a predicted model, not a curated record.